Molecule: messenger RNA, 2356 nt
Organism: Coffea arabica (coffee)
Lineage: Eukaryota; Viridiplantae; Streptophyta; Magnoliopsida; Gentianales; Rubiaceae
Source: RefSeq, a predicted model, not a curated record
UUCAGCUCUGCUCUAUAGAGCUGCCAAAAAACACUUUUUUGCUCUUUCCUUUGAUUGACAAGACUGAAAGCUUUUGUUUGUCAGAUGUAUGCUGGGGUUUCUAAGCUUCUAAUUCCGCCUUUUCCAGCUUUCGUCAUCAUGCACCGCGGUCUUUCUAAGAGUUGCUGUCUUGCUGCCUUCUUGCGUAAGGUUUAAUUCCCUAUCUAGUAAAAGGGCAAAUGGAAUUGUUAAGUGUGGUGGUUUUGUGCUGACGUGGCUAGCUUUUAUUGGCUGGAAUAUGGUCGUCAAUCACGUGGGACUGGUGUGCUCUCACUGGGAAGUGCAUUUCUUCUUGCCUUGCUUUUGUCCGAGAUAGAAGAAGAAGGACCUUCGAUUUUGCAAAUGAACGUUGCCAUCUCAGUAGCUUUGACGGGUGGUGAUGGUUUGAUUGCUGAUAGGUGUUUGGUGAUGGGCUCAAUGUGGUUGGUAUGGUUUUACGAGAUUGCCCUUCUUUUAAAACCAGAUGCACCGUUGCAUCUUACUGAGUUUCUUCCUUCUCUUUGCGCUUUGGUGAGGAGAAGCUUCAGCUCUGCUCUAUAGAGCUGCCAAAAAACACUUUUUUGCUCUUUCCUUGGAUUGACAAGACUAAAAGCUUUUUGUUUGUCCGAUGUAUGUUGGGGUUUCUAAGCUUCUAAUUCCGCCUUUUCCAGCUUUCGUCAUCAUGCACCACGGUUCUGUCCUCUUCUUUGUUGCUCUACUGUUGGCUGACAAAGGCUUAAGGUUAAGGAUGGCUAACUUGCUGCCGAUGCGAGAUAUCAUGCCUCACAUGAAAAAUUGGAGCUGCAUCGUCACUGUUCAGGAAAAGCAACAUAUAACAAACUCAAUGGGGACACCAACAAGAAAGCAGAAAUUUGUUUUCUACGAUUCAGAGGUCUAUAAAAAAUAUAAAAUAUCCAAUGCUGAGGUCAGAACCAUACCGCCAAAGUUUCAAACAUCUGAACUCACUGUUCAAUGGGAUAUAAGCAGCAGGACUGUCAUUGACGAAAUUGCUGAUGAUGAUGAAGUCAUGCCUGUAAAAUUCUGCUAUUCAAAGUUUACUGACUUAGUUCAAUACAUGGAUGACAAAACUAAAUCAGUGGACGUGCUGGGAGUUGUGAUUGGUGCACUUGAGAAGAAAACUGUUAUCAAAAACUCAAAGCAAUCAGAUGUUCAGAAAUUUGUCCUGCUUAAUGAAGAAUCACAGACGGUGCUCUUGUCUCUAUGGGAUAGUUUUCUGGCUAAUGAGGGACAGGAAAUACUAUCUAAACUUCACAGCUAUCCGGUCAGCAUUGCUCGCAGAGUUAGAGUCAACAACUAUAAUGGGGUCGCACUUGGUACUUGGUUUGAUUCAGUAAUUCUUGUUGAUCCACCUAUACAAGAAGCAAGAGAACUCAAGAACUGGGCAUUGAGAAACACUAAGUUGUUUAAGGAAGUUGCCGAAAAAAAGAACUAUAUUAAAUAUAAUCCACAGCUGUCACUAAAGUCAGAUCAGAAAACUACUUGGAUUUGUAACAUAACUUCGUCACAAAAGGCAGAGUUCUCUUUUGAGCAUAUCUUCCAGAAAUAUUGAUACAUGAGCUGUAAGAAUUGUUGCCGAGCUACAGUAGCAGACUAUCAAGUUGAGUUUACCUGUAACUCGUGCAAAGAGAAACAUCCUGCAGUACCUAGAUGCCGCUUUGAUGUUGAUUUGACCGAUAGCACCGGCGUGAUACCAGCUUCAGUAUUUGGCGAAUUAGCAGAGAACCUACUGACGUUUAGUGCACUGGAAGCAAUGCAGCACUUUAAUGAGAAUGUUGCACUUCCCCUCAAGUUUGUCCACAAGGAGCUCAGAUCAAAGACGUUUCUGGUUCAUAUCAAACCCGUGCAAACGCAGCUGGCAGAUGCAAGGCAGCGCUACACAAUUAUAUACUACUCUGAAAUUAUUGAUGAUGCUGAUUCUCCACAGUUAACAAGUGAAGUGAAAGAUGACCCUCCUUUCCCCAGCAAAGAAUCUGGUACUAUACAGCUCGGAACUCCAGGAGAGAAUAGCGCUCGUUCAAAGGUUUGCGUUCGCCUUUCUGAAAGGUUUGAUGAACCAGAAAGCACUGAAGCUGAAGAGGAUGAAAAUGCAGAAUGCAGCUCUAGCAAAAAGCAAAGAAUCAACUGACUUGUAACUGUUAGGCUUUUUGUCCACGAAAUCUGUAGUUUCUAUCACUGCCAUGCUAUCGUAUAUUUUUGCAAGGUUGCUUAUGCAUUCCUAGAAGGGUCAUUGAUGUAUUAAUGAAAGAUGUCUUUUGUUCAUGGAUACCCCUUAAACUGAUUUUGGUCUGCCAACUUUUACGUUUGCUGAUAACCUGCA